AUGGAUCUAGAUGCAUUCCUGAAUAAAAAGAGCAAGAAGCUCGCGGGGGGAAAAAAGAAGGCCAAGACGGGCGAGCUUUCGGAGAAGGAGCGGGCGGAGCUAGGAAUAGACGUCUUUGGCGGACUGGAUAGCGCCCCAUCCAUCACGCCGGAGGCGACGAGAGCGGGAAGCGGCCACGUCCCGAGCAAUGAGGGAACCGUCGCGUCCCCCAUCGACAACCGCGUGUCAGGAGUCGUCACUUUAUCAAGCAGCGCCCCCGUAGAGGCAGUCGCCGCUGAUGCCGUCGAGGAGGACGAUGGGGAUCACACGGAAGUGGUUAUGCAGGUGGUCAAGACAUCCGAAAAGAAGGUGAAGGGGUGGGAUGACGUGAAGCCGGCGUCUGCCUCCGUGGGGGACUUGCUGGCAAAGGCAGCCGAAAAAUCCGGACCGCGAAGAUUUGUGGCACGUGGGAAGGACGAGUCAACGGGACCGCUGGGGCGCGGUGCAAACCUCAGCUCUUCCGACUUGCCAACACUGGAAGAAGUUGUGAGUGGGAAUGCCAAGAAGACGGAGUCUUCCCCGGCGUCUCCGUUGGAAACGGCUGGCGCCAAAACAGCUGUUUCUAGUGGCGUCUACCAGCCACCCACGGAAAAGCUGUCUAUGAAUGCAGACGUGCCAUCAACUAACAAAACUGAGGGAACACCGAUUUCGCCCACGGACAACUCUUCGGCUGGAGCAUACAAGCCACCCACGGACAGGCCAUCGGCUGGUGCGUACAAGCCACCCACAGACAGGCCAUCGGCUGGUGUGUACAAGCCACCCACGGACAGGCCAUCGACUGGUGCGUACAAGCCACCCACGGACAGGCCAUCGGCUGGUGCGUACAAGCCACCCACGGAAAAGCCAUCGGCUGGAGCAUACGUGCCAUCAACUAACAAAACUGAGGGAACACCGAUUUCGCCCACGGACAACUCUUCGGCUGGAGCAUACAAGCCACCCACGGACAGGCCAUCGGCUGGUGCGUACAAGCCACCCACGGAAAAGCCAUCGGCUGGAGCAUACGUGCCAUCAACUAACAAAACUGAGGGAACACCGAUUUCGCCCACGGACAACUCUUCGGCUGGAGCAUACAAGCCACCCACAGACAGGCCAUCGGCUGGUGUGUACAAGCCACCCACGGACAGGCCAUCGACUGGUGCGUACAAGCCACCCACAGAUAGGCCAUCGGCUGGUGCGUACAAGCCACCCACAGAUAGGCCAUCGGCUGGUGCGUACAAGCCACCCACGGAAAAGCCAUCGGCUGGAGCAUACGUGCCAUCAACUAACAAAACUGAGGGAACACCGAUUUCGCCCACGGACAACUCUUCGGCUGGAGCAUACAAGCCACCCACAGACAGGCCAUCGGCUGGUGUGUACAAGCCACCCACGGACAGGCCAUCGACUGGUGUGUACAAGCCACCCACAGAUAGGCCAUCGGCUGGAGCAUACAAGCCACCCACGGACAGGCCAUCGGCUGGAACAUACAAGCCACCAAGCAAAAACAAUGCCCUUCCAAGCAACUAA
Messenger RNA from Trypanosoma cruzi, 1542 nucleotides. RefSeq lists its product as uncharacterized. Gene Ontology annotation, molecular function: structural constituent of cell wall. The transcript has a single exon. The record is from RefSeq and is a predicted model, not a curated record. Lineage: Eukaryota; Euglenozoa; Kinetoplastea; Trypanosomatida; Trypanosomatidae. Bases 1 to 1542 code for a protein of 513 amino acids.